This is a messenger RNA of Jaminaea rosea, 2397 nucleotides long. RefSeq lists its product as hypothetical. Lineage: Eukaryota; Fungi; Basidiomycota; Exobasidiomycetes; Microstromatales. Gene Ontology annotation, molecular function: DNA-binding transcription factor activity, RNA polymerase II-specific; sequence-specific double-stranded DNA binding. The record is from RefSeq and is a predicted model, not a curated record. The coding region runs from base 129 to 2240 and encodes 703 amino acids. Gene Ontology annotation, biological process: regulation of transcription by RNA polymerase II. The transcript has a single exon. Gene Ontology annotation, cellular component: nucleus.
ACCCCUGAUUUGCGCGAGGGGGAUGAAGGUUGGUGUGGACCCUACGAGAGGGCCAGCUCCUCAAAAAGGAGAAAAGCUGCUGGUAAUUCGCGGUGGCAAACUAAGGCCGUCCGCUCCUUCCCUCUAACAUGACCAUGAUCGUCACGAGCUCCCCAUCACAAGAGCCCGCCAGACCCAAGCUGUCGGACAGCGCAGCGAGCAAUGCCACCACGGCGGACCCGGCGUCCACGCCAACGACCAGCCCAAACAAGCCGUACCAGUCGCACCUCGGCCCCUUCGUCCCCCUCACGACCUCGACCACCUCCAGCCCUUCAGACUCGUCCACCUUAUCUCUGGAGCAACGCUUUCCCUUCCUCCUCGAGCAGACCGGUCGCCGUCGCUCCCGUCAGCUCCUCUCUCCCUCUCAAACCAACGUCCUCCUCAACAUCCUUCGUCAAACCCGAUUCCCCUCGACUGCAGUACGCGAGGCAGCGGCCAAAGAGCUAGGCAUAAGCCCGAGGAAGGUUCAAGUCUUCUUCCAGAACAAGAGGCAAGGGUUGAAGAAGCGACGAAGACUCGAAGCUGCUUUGGGGUUAGGGGAAUUGGCGAGAGGUGGUAUUUCGAUGGAUGAAGGGCCUGAGAGGACAGAGGUGGGCGGGCAGCCUCAGAAGAGACAAAGAGCGAUGACUCUCGCAAGCACCUCGGUGUCGCCUGCAGACUCGCCGGAGAAAAGGGCAGCUCAGCCCCUCCCUGCCAUGAUGAGGAGCAACGCUACUCACGACGCCAACUGGCUGUUCGACCGCCAAGCUCGUCAGUCUGCAGAUGAGAUGAUCGAAGAAGGAGACGAGAGUAUGGAUCUUGACGAAGAUGAAGAGGAGGGCACAUCGACGGACAAAGAGUCAUCGGGCAGUAAGGACGAUGCCGAAGCCGAGAUAGAGGAGCCGCCUACACCUCGAGCUGUCACCCGACCCGCCGGUACUGCUUGGCCCUCGCACCAGCGAAGGAGCAGCGAUCUGCGACCCUCUUCGCGACAUGGCCGAAUGCUCAGUCAGAGCGAUGCUCAAGGCGUUCCUUUUUCGCUCAGAGCACCACCGGUCAACAUUUCCCCUCGACGCCGUGCAACGCUCACGACGCCGACAACUCUGCAACCUCUGCCACCGGCUACGGCACUACCACCCUUCGCAGCCCCUAUUCACCCCUCUCACGUUGCCUCUGGCACAUCGUGCCUCGGCCUCUCGCAGAUGGGUUCGCAACUAGCUGGAACACCCAGUGUUCCGUUCACUUCCUCUACACAGAGUCAGCACAGUAACUCCUAUCUCUCUGGAGUGGUGACUCAGCGUGGCCAUCUGCGAAGCUUCUCGCUAGCCUCAGCGCCUUUGCAACCUGCUUUACCGUAUACUCAGAGCUAUGAGCUGGCCACCAUGAUGCCUCCUCGCGGUCCGCUUCACCCAGAUGUACCUGCUUCAUCCUUUGCUGCGGGGGCGACGCAGCGGCAGCGAGCUCGUGCUCAAACUAUCCACGGCCGUACGAUCCCGUCUCAGAUGACGGCAGGGUUGGCACCGCCCUUCAUCGACUGGAGAAACGGCGAUCAGUCCAUUAAUGCGAGCACACUCGACGCUUACAGUGGCUCGAGCAGUGUGGUCGACCCAACGGGGUCUUGGAGCCCCACUUCAAUAUUCGAUCGCACCACGGUGGCCACAAAUGAUGAAGCGCAGCGGCAGCAGAAGCGCAUGCUUGGCCCUUCGCCCCAAUGCAGGACAUUUACAAUGCUGCCGCAGCAGUGGACGCUCCCUACACCGACGACAACAAAGUCCACGUACGAGCGUGCCAAGGGGCCGUCGAUGUCAUCUGGGCGAAGGCUUGCACCUACGCUUGAUUUGAGCCUAGAUGUGCCGCUCACUGUCGAUCAGUGCUAUGUGGUUGGCGCGAGGAGGAGGAGAAUCAUGGUCGGUCCAACGGACGAGGGUAAUCUCACGCUGCCUCCUAUCAGUGCUCCUCUUCUCAAACAAGACGAAGCUCGCACAGAGAAGGAUGCUCACGAGAAGCCAACCCGUCCCAAUCUGAACAGGACACAGACGACACCUACGCCCCUUCCAAGCGUAUCAGAGUUGACCCGCACUCUGGGACUCGCUUGGUCGGUGCGUUCCAAUGGACGCAGUGAGGAUGACAGCGCUGGCGCUGUCGACGGGAUGGAAGCAAAGGGAGACUCGACGGGCCCAGCUGUGCGAAGUGAAAGCCUGCGCGAACCUGUAUCGGCUUGAGACUGUAAAUCACUGUCACCGACUUCCCUGUGACGAUUGGCCGGCUGUAACAUAAUAUCAUGAUUCCCCUCCCUCGGGGUUUGUCUGUCUCGAGCUGCACAGGGGCUGCCAUCGUCCAGCUGCCAGCCUACUCGGCUGCUCCUUCUGUUGGCUGAGU